AUGGAUGCAGACGCAAAGCCUCAAUGUAAAAAGGAAGCGGCAGAAUAUGACUUGGGCCUGCACGUAGCAGGGCUUUUCCUGGUUCUGGCAGCAUCAUGCAUAGGCUGUGGCUUCCCCGUGGUGGCCAAGAAAGUCAAGUGGAUGAAGAUUCCCCCAAAAGUCUUCUUUGCUUGCAAGCAUUUCGGAACCGGGGUUCUCAUAGCCACUGCCUUUGUUCAUGUGACUUCUCCCACCGCCUUUGAGAGCCUCGGAACCCAUGCCUUCCCAACCUUUUACAAAGGAUUAUCCACCACUCCCGGAGUCAUCAUGAUGGGUUCGUUGUUCACUUUUGGGGUUGAGAUGUGGCUCAAUGCGAAGACGGGAGGACACUCGCACGGCGGGCCCACGGGCGAGAGUCUCGACCUCAACAAGCUGGCUGCCCUGCACUCGCCUCGCCAUAAACAACCACCGCCGGCCUUUGAUGAGGCCAGUUACGGUUUCCCAAUGGACAGGAAAGAGCCUGUUGACAUUCAGUCUGUCAAGAGCGUCUACGAGCGGCACGUUGCUUCUAACGUUUACGACGACGACAAUGCGCGAGAUAGCCUAUCAACCAUGCCCGCGUGGUUCGUCGUCUUCUACGAACAAUAUAUUCGCCAACACAACCAAAUGAUAGAUUUGGUAAACUCGCAGCAGCAAUCGAACUCGCGAUCGCCCAAGGUGAAGGAUGGAGUGUUCAAGAAGAUGUCGACAAACAUCACAUUGUUGGAGGGAGGCAUUCUAUUCCACUCCGUCUUCGUGGGAAUGACGAUUUCCAUCACUAUUGACGGCUUCGUCAUCUUGUUGGUCGCCAUUCUGUUCCAUCAAAUGUUUGAGGGCCUUGGCUUGGGAUCCCGAAUCGCCGCCGUGCCAUAUCCCAAGGGAAGCUAUCGGCCGUGGCUGCUAGUCUUUGCCUUUGGGACGACGGCCCCCAUUGGUCAGGCUAUUGGCUUGAUCACCCGGAGCAGCUAUGAUCCCGAGAGCGCAUUCGGGCUUAUCAUCGUCGGUGUUUUCAACGCCAUAUCAUCGGGUCUGCUUAUCUACGCCGCUCUGGUCGACCUCUUGGCCGAGGAUUUCCUAUCCGAGGAGGCAAAUCACUUGAUGAACGGCAAGAAGAAGGCCAUUGCGUUUGCCUGGGUUCUUGCGGAGCCCUCGGCAUGUCCAUUGUCGGAGCAUUCGCUUAAAACCCAGCAACGAGGCGAAUCACACCAGCUGAGAAGCAGACAAGACCAGGCGCUUACAAACGUCGCGGCCUCCACGUACACCUGUCUACCGCCUGCCCCUAGCAUGAUAGCGUUUGCUCGUUAUUCUCUUUGA
This is a messenger RNA of Hirsutella rhossiliensis, 1332 nucleotides long. Its product is annotated as ZIP zinc transporter domain-containing protein. Gene Ontology annotation, molecular function: zinc ion transmembrane transporter activity. NCBI's taxonomy places the organism in Eukaryota, Fungi, Ascomycota, Sordariomycetes, Hypocreales, Ophiocordycipitaceae. Gene Ontology annotation, cellular component: plasma membrane. Gene Ontology annotation, biological process: zinc ion transmembrane transport. The transcript has 7 exons. The coding region runs from base 1 to 1332 and encodes 443 amino acids. The record is from RefSeq and is a predicted model, not a curated record.